AUGCUUGAGGCAAUUGUGAAAAAGUCACCAUUGCAAGAAAUUUCAGUGGAUGAAAAGACAUUAUUGUGGAGGUAUAGAAAAUUCUUGCAAUCAGAAAAGAGAAUUGGAACCAAAGCUCUUACAAAAUUUUUACGAUCUGUGGAUUGGAGUAUUGACAGAGAAGCUAAGGAAGCUGCUUCAUUAAUGCAAGGUUGGACCAAGAUUGAUAUACCUGAUGCUCUGUUCUUGCUGAGUAAAUAUUUCAAAGGAGUGGAUUCUGUAAGAAAUCACGCUGUUAAUGUACUGAAAGACGCCCCAGAACAAGAUAUAUUGUCUGUCUUACUCCAAUUAGUUCAAGCAUUGAGAUAUGAGCAUGAUAUGAGAACUUGUAAAUUGGCAGAUCUUUUAAUUGAGAAGGCAGAGAGAUCUUUAAUGGUAUCGAACGAUUUAUACUGGUACUUGACAAUAGCAUGUGAGGAUAGCAUAAUGGGUGAAUUUUACUAUUCUUACAGAGCUAGAGUGCUAGAAAAUUACAAGACGAAAAAACAACACGAGACUGUAAAAAUGUUACAAAGACAAACAAAGAUGGUUCAAAACCUUAGUGAAAUUUGUCUCUUUGGUAAGACCAAUAGAAAUAGCACUGAAAUUGUAAAGGAAAAAUUCAGAGAAAUAGCAGAAAGAAAAGUCUCUUCAUGGGAUGGUAUAUUUGAAGAUAAUUCAUCACUGAUACUUCCAUUGGAUCCAAGAGUUUCUGUUAAUAAUGUAGAUCCUACAGGUGUGACUAUUUUCAGUAGUAAUGCUAGACCAAUGAAGUUGGCAUUCAAGACCAGUCCUAAGAGCACAUAUCAUGCAAUCUUUAAAAUUGGCGACGAUUUGAGACAAGAUCAGUUAAUUAUUCAAAUUAUUAAUACUAUGGAUACUAUUCUGAAAGACAAUGGUAUGGAUUUAAAGUUGACACCAUACAGAGUGUUAGCUUGUGGAAAGCAGGAGGGAUUUUUGGAGUGUGUUCUUCCAAGCACGCCAUUUGCCAAAAUAAUUGAAAAACAAAGCAUUGAAGAAUGGCUCAAAGACCAGAACAAGAACAAAUCUCAUCAAGAGAUGAACGAAGUUCUCGAUAACUUUAUGAAGAGUUGUGCAGGAUAUUGUGUCAUUACAUAUAUUCUUGGAAUUGGAGAUAGACACUUGGAUAAUAUUUUGCUGACUCCUGAUGGAAAACUAUUCCACAUUGAUUUUGGAUUCAUUCUAGGCCACGAUCCAAAACCGUAUCCUCCACCAAUGAAACUCUGUGCUGACAUGGUCUUGGGAAUGGGAGGUUCUGGAAGUGAAAGGUACAAGAGUUUCAUCAAAAAUUGCUGCAGCGCCUACAAUAUAUUAAGACAACACUCUAGAAUGAUUCUCAAUUUGUUCAUUUUAAUGAUUGAUGCAGGUAUUCCAAAUAUUGAUCAUGGUAUUUCGAGAGAUUCAAAAAUUGGUGAGCAGCUCCUUAACAUUCUCACAGUUCAGCAACGUCUAUGUCUCGAACUCACUGAGGAGGAAGCCAUUCAAUUCAUGAGGAGUGUUAUUACAGAUUCUGAAAGAACCCUAUUUGCAGUUCAUGAUAUUAUGCACAGAUUUGCAGGAUAUUGGAAGUAAAAGAACUGAAAAACCCACUUCAGGUCUUGCACUGCCCAUCAGCUGUCUAUCAUAAUAAAAAAUGUCUUCAUC
Naegleria gruberi is the source of this 1683-nucleotide messenger RNA. RefSeq names its product phosphatidylinositol 3-kinase. Gene Ontology annotation, cellular component: endosome; phosphatidylinositol 3-kinase complex, class III, type I; phosphatidylinositol 3-kinase complex, class III, type II. Gene Ontology annotation, molecular function: 1-phosphatidylinositol-3-kinase activity. Bases 1 to 1611 code for a protein of 536 amino acids. The record is from RefSeq and is a predicted model, not a curated record. Gene Ontology annotation, biological process: phosphatidylinositol-mediated signaling; autophagy of peroxisome; autophagosome assembly. The transcript is spliced from 2 exons. NCBI's taxonomy places the organism in Eukaryota, Heterolobosea, Eutetramitea, Acrasida, Naegleriidae.